Carassius auratus (goldfish) is the source of this 1837-nucleotide messenger RNA. RefSeq names its product interferon-inducible GTPase 5-like. The transcript is spliced from 3 exons. Bases 142 to 1311 code for a protein of 389 amino acids. NCBI's taxonomy places the organism in Eukaryota, Metazoa, Chordata, Actinopteri, Cypriniformes, Cyprinidae. The record is from RefSeq and is a predicted model, not a curated record. Gene Ontology annotation, cellular component: membrane. Gene Ontology annotation, molecular function: GTP binding.
AAUUUUACAUCGUUUUCUUAAGCAUCUCUAUAAGUGAAGAGUCACUGGUUUACUGCUGGAACCCAGACAUAAAAGGAAGCGGAGCACCCAGGGCAAUACAACAUUAAAAGCUCUCCACACAAAAGAAUUUUACAAGGCAUAAUGACUGAAGAUUCUUCCGCUGACUUGGAUUUCUCUGGAGCUUUGCAGAGACUGAGAGAACAUGACCCAAAUACCGCUGUUGCAAAGGCUAAAGAGGAACUGCACAGUCUUGACAGUGUGACUCUGAAUAUUGCAGUGACUGGGGAAACAGGAGCAGGAAAGUCUGCCUUCAUCAAUGCAUUUCGAGGUCUGAAUGAUGAUGAUGACAAUUCUGCACCAACAGGAAUAACCGAAACAACAAAGGUAGCUACUAUGUACACCCAUCCCGCCAAGUCAAAUGUCAGACUGUGGGACCUGCCAGGGACUGGGAUGCCUAAUUUCAAGGCGAACAAAUUCCUCAAGGAAGUGCAAUUUGAAACGUAUGAUUCAUUUAUCAUCAUUUCCUCAGAGAGGUUCAAGGAAAAUGAUGUCUUUCUGGCCAAAGAGAUUCAAAAGAAGCAGAAGAGGUUUUAUUUCGUCCGGACUAAGAUUGAUAAUGACAUUCGGUCAGUGUUGAAGACAAGAAGACAUUUCGAUGAGCAACAGGUACUCUGCACAAUUAGAGAGGACUGCCAGAGCAACGUGAAGGAGCUAGGAAACCCCAAGGUGUUUCUGAUAUCCUCUUAUGAUUUGGGAAAAUAUGAUUUCCAUGACCUGGUAGAUACCCUAGAGUCAGAGCUUUCAGAAUACAAGAGAUUUGCUCUGGUCCAGUCUGUGCCUGUGUGCUCUCUGGCUAUGCUAGAGAAGAAGAAAGAGGUUUUGGAGAAUUUUAUUUGGCUUGCAGCACUGGGCUCAAGCCUGGGUGCUCUUAUCCCAUUGCCUUUAUUAUCUCUGGCCAUUGACAAGACGGUUUUGUUGACCUAUCUCGUAAGUUGUCAUAACGCUUUGGGUUUGAAUGAGCAAUCACUCAUCAAACUGUCAGAGAGAGUGAACAAGCCUCUCUCGCAGCUAAAUUCGGCUAUAAAGUCUCCUAUAGCAUUAGCAUUAGUAGACAAAAUGGCAAUUAGGCCUCGUACAGCUAUGACAAAACCAGUGAAAAGUUUAGAGGAUCUGCUUGAUGCUAGAUUACUUGUAACCAGUUUUAUGAAUGCGACUGAGGCCUUCAGAUCAACAUACAAUGUCUUGCAAGGGGCUCUAAAUGAAAUGAUAAAUGACAUGAGACAGGUCCUUCAAGCUGCAGGUUUGGAUUAAUAAAAAUCAAGCUAGUACAGCAGAGAUGCAUGCAGUUCAAUAGUUGGAAUUAUAUUGAAUAUUGUCCAGUUAUGUUCUUCAUAUUUGAUUGUAGUGUAUGUCACAUGGAAUGGAAUACAUAGAAUAAUAUGCAUUUAGACAUCUAAAUGGGUAAAAUGUGUGAUUGUUUAAGGGAAUCUGGUGGUUUGUGCGAAAAAGUCUGCCUACUUGCUAUUAUACCAUUAUGUAGAUUUUAGGACUAUUAACUGAAAAUGUAAUGUUUUACUUGUUUUACGGUGUAUUAAAUAUGUUUAUGUUACCUUCUACUAAACAAUACACAUUUUCUGUAUGUUCUGGGUUUUUAAAUACAUGUCAAUUGGUUUUAUGUAUAUUGUUAUAUACUGAGACAAAAGAUAAAUGGCAGUGGCAGGUGUUGAUUUUCAGGAUUUACUAGUUGUAUGUGUAUUACAACAUCCAGGCUCAAGGGCACUUGUAUUAUUGAAAAUAUGUGUGGUUACGUCCGAAGUCUAAAUGUAAUAAAAUUUAA